This is a messenger RNA of Terrapene triunguis (Three-toed box turtle), 5296 nucleotides long. It is a transcript of the gene RCC2, whose product is annotated as regulator of chromosome condensation 2. NCBI's taxonomy places the organism in Eukaryota, Metazoa, Chordata, Testudines, Emydidae. The coding region runs from base 297 to 1892 and encodes 531 amino acids. The record is from RefSeq and is a predicted model, not a curated record. The transcript has 14 exons.
AACCCUUUUCUUUAACAGGAAACCAAACAAAAUUAAUUAAAGCCUUUGAAUUCUUUCUUUCUUUUUGUUGCACUCUUCAUCCAAACCAGGCAGAGCCAAAGAAAAAGGGACGCUGGAGGAAAAUCUAGAAGAGGAGAGCUGGAAAAAUUCCUAACCUGAAUCCGAAAUAAACCGGCAGAGCUACACGGGCAAAAAAUCAAAAACUGCUGGACAGAGUUGGAGAACAUUAAAGUUUUUUUUCUUCUUCUUGAUUUGGACCAACAACAACAAAUCCAACUCCCCGAACAGCCGGCGACAUGCCCCGGAGGAAGGCGGCGGCGGGGCCCGUGUGGGAGGCCGGCAACGGGACGGCCCGCGCGGCCGGCAGGAAGCGGCCGGGCCCCGGGCCGAGGAAGCGGGGCCGGCCCGAGCGCGGGGCCGGCGAGGGCAGCAGCAGCGGCGGCGGCGGCAGCAGCGAUGAGGACGGGCCCCGGGAGCUGCUGCUGGCGGCGGCCGAGCUGGACGGGACCCCCGGCGGCAAGAGGGCGGCCAGGCCCGGGCCGGGCGGCGGCCGAGCGGGAGGCCAGGCCGUGAUCAUCAGCGAGCCCGAGCACAGCAAGGAGCGGAUCAAACUCGAAGGGUCCAAGUGCAAGGGGCAGCUUCUGAUAUUUGGAGCAACCAACUGGGACCUGAUUGGCCGUAAAGAAGUGCCAAAGCAGCAAGUGGCUUACCGUAACCUGGGCCAGAACUUGUGGGGGCCUCACAGGUAUGGGUGUCUCUCAGGGAUUCAGGUACGGACUGUGGUUUCGGGACCAUGUGCAGCUCAUAGUCUGCUCAUCACCACAGAGGGGAAGCUCUGGAGCUGGGGUCGUAACGAGAAAGGGCAGCUGGGGCAUGGAGAUACCAAGCGCGUGGAGGCUCCCAAACUCAUUGAAGUUCUCAGCAACGAGGUGAUCGCAUCAGCAGCUUGUGGGCGGAACCACACGCUCGCUCUGACAGAGAGUGGCUCUGUAUUUGCAUUUGGAGAGAAUAAGAUGGGACAGCUUGGUCUCGGCAAUCAGACGGAUGCAGUUCCGAGUCCCACUCAGAUAAUGUACAAUGGCCAACCUAUUACCAAAAUGGCCUGUGGGGCUGAAUUCAGCAUGAUAAUGGACUGCAAAGGAAACCUCUAUUCCUUUGGGUGCCCUGAAUAUGGACAGCUGGGACACAAUUCCGAUGGGAAGUUCAUCGCCCGUGCUCAGAGGAUAGAGUACGACUGUGAGCUGGUGCCCCGUCGCGUUGCCAUCUUCAUCGAAAAGACAAAAGAUGGGCAGAUCCUUCCUGUCCCUAACGUGGUCGUGCGAGAUGUGGCCUGCGGUGCUAACCACACGCUUGUUUUAGACUCCCAGAAGCGUGUGUUCUCCUGGGGCUUUGGUGGGUACGGCCGGCUGGGCCAUGCCGAGCAGAAGGACGAGAUGGUGCCACGGCUGGUCAAGCUCUUUGACUUCCCGGGCCGUGGGGCGGCUCAGAUCUAUGCCGGCUACACCUGCUCCUUUGCUGUCAGCGAAACAGGUGGUCUGUUUUUCUGGGGAGCCACAAACACCUCCCGUGAGUCAACCAUGUACCCCAAAGCAGUGCAGGACCUCUGUGGCUGGAAAAUCCGCAGCUUGGCCUGUGGGAAGAGCAGUAUUAUAGUGGCUGCAGAUGAGAGCACAAUCAGCUGGGGCCCAUCUCCGACCUUCGGUGAACUGGGCUAUGGAGACCAUAAACCCAAGUCCUCUACUGCAGCCCAAGAGGUGAAAACACUAGAUGGAAUUUAUCCAGAGCAGGUGGCGAUGGGCUAUGCCCAUUCUUUGGUGAUAGCCAGGGACGAAAGCGAAGUGGAGAAAGAGAAGCUAAAGAAGCUGCCCGAAUACAACCCGCGCACCCUCUGAUAAGGCCAGGGCCCCCGCGCCCCUGCCAUGGCAGCUGUCCUUUCCAAUGUGCACUGGGACCGAAAGAGAUUGCAGACCGGCAUCGAGACCUGACCGAAGCUUGUUGUUAGACUUUCCGAGGUUCAAUUUUAUAAGCGAUUCGCAGUUUUAACUACCUGUUACUGUAUCAUUUCCAAAGUGUUCGGUUCUUUUAAACAUUUGACAUUUGCUCCUGGCUCACGAGCUCCCAUUCCGAUGAAAAUGGCAGGACCUUUUGGCAUAUAAACCCCACGUACUUUGUUUGGUGAGCAGCGGAACAGCCGCUGACGCGUAAGAAUGGCCACAUGGCGCUUGUUGCAUUGAAUUGAGGAGAAUCCCAGCUGUCAUUAAGAGCUUGGGGGAAGAUUUGGAGAGGCACAAAUGGCACGUGAGCACCCAAUUCCCAUUGCCUUUCAAUGGAAGUUUAGACCCCUAAUAACCCUGUGUGCCUCUGAAAAUCUACCCUGAGAGUCUAUGGGGCCAUCUCUUUGGUGAAGUCAACUGCUGAGAUCUCUCUCCAGAAGCAAAUUUACAUUCUCAUCUCUCUAGUUUUAAUGUGCUGGUCCCUGUUCUGGGUGAGGAGCGCCCCAAGGAGCGGGUAUCCAGCUGUGUAACCUCUUGGUAGAUUAAGCUGCAGGACUCUGGCUGCCACCUAUUUCAUGGCUGUUUCAUAAGCAUUGACCUUUUUGUGUGAUUUUAAAUUGUUUCCAUUCAGAUUAAAAACCUCCAUCGAGACAAAAUCUAGGUCAACGCGUUCAAAUAGCCCCUGGUGCCUCGGUAGAUGGGUACCCCAAAAUCUGACACACUUUGGGGCUCAUUUUUCAGCAGAACGAGCACUCACAGCUCCAGUUGAAAACAGGAUCUGCAGGUGCUCACCCACUCUGAAAAAUGAGGCCCUAGGUGUAUGUCAAGUCGGGCAUAAAAACUUGCGGUCACUUAUGAAAAGGCUGGCACAAACGGUGCUCCUGAGCGUUCAUUGUAAAUGAGGUUGAUUCUAAAUGAGGUUGAUUCCAAGGGUAGUUGUGUUUGUGUGAGGUUUUCAUCGCAAUUUGCCCAGCUGACGUUUUCUUUGAGAGUCUGAAAUCUUCAGAGAUGGGCCUAAAUGAAAACCCAGGAUCCAAACACCGCUGAAUUUGUUGGGGAUGGGAGGGUUCGAUCAGAACGUUGUAGCCCAGGCCUCUCCCUUUGGUCGGUGAGAUAUGGACCUUGAUCAAACUAGUCUUAUUUGCCUGCUUAAUACAUACUAUAUAUAAGAAGUCCCACUGCAGUCAGUGGGCUGCGCUGAGCGCAUAGCUGAGCAUGUGCGUAAGUCUUUGGAGGAUCAGGGCCUCAGACAGUAGGAGGGUUGGAAUUAGUCAGAAAACAACCCCUCAACACUGACAUUUCAAUAAAUGUCUUUUCCCCUAAAAACUUGCGGUUUUUGACCAGAUCCCUGCAGGCAUUCGCUUGGGGAUCCUUUGUCUUCCUGCCCUUGGAAAUUACUGCCUCCUGCUGACCCGCAAACCCUGUCUAUACAGUCACAUCCGAUUCCUCCAAACUGGGUGUUGGAGCAGGUGCUGGGCCAGACUCUGCUGGUGAAAAUGGGCAGCAGUUCCACCAGCAGGGACUUGGCCCUCGACUUGACUCUUGCGCAGCUGUUGAACCAAAUUGGUUUUACUGGCGGAGAGAUGCAAAGAGCUCCCAGCCCUGGACGGUUCGGAGGUUUAUUAUUUUUCGAUUGCGAUCAGAUACCCGCCAAACGUUUCUUCCGUUCCAGUACUCUGCUCUGUGCUGGAGAAACAAAGGUGCCUUUUAACAGAGUGCUCUGCUCUGUCUCCACACAAACAUGAGCGUGGCUUUUCCUUUCUCGUUACCCUAGCAAGUUGCACUGUUCUCUAGAGGCAACGUUUGCUGGCAUCCUGUUACACUGCAGUUCUGGAAUUCUUGCAGUACUUGCUGCAAAAAAAUUUUUUUUAUUGUGUUAGAGUAAAAAAUUCCUCGAACAUGGAGAGCAGCUGGGUGGAGAAGUUCUGCAAUUGAGUCUUUGCUGUGCUAGUUUAAUAACGUCAGUCAGCCUUUCCUGUUUACAGUAUUGAGUAAAGCCAGUGGCCUCAAUCUUAACUAUCUUCCCCCCUCCUCUGGCCAGGUAUCUCGGGCCCAUUUGAAAACCCAUUGAAUUUAAUAGGAGUUUUUUCUAUUGACUUCUGUGAUUCCCUAGACUUUGGAUCAGGUGGAUUUCCAGAAAAGUGGGAUUUCCCUUGUCAAACCACAGGUGUAGCCAUCUGCAGCGUCUGCACCUGGUUAAUUCUGCAUGGAGCAGCAUUGAGUGUUUAAUGAAACUGAACUGAACUCCUGUUCAACCAGGUGCCUACGUGUGCCGUUGUUGUUAUAAAUCACCUUCAAGCAGUACGGCCGCAAUUUUUCCAAAAGAUCCGACUAAUUUUGAGUGUCUGUUUAUGGGAGGCUAAUUUUAGCCACCUGGAAUUUCUUUUGCUUUGUUUUUUUCUCCGCAGAUGCACUAGGCACCCGGAGCUCCCAUUUGAAAUCAAUUGUUGUCAUGGGCACUCAGUGCCUCUGCCAAUGGGCCCCCCAGUGUCUUAAAUUGAACCCCUUAAAUUAGUCAGCCUGAAAGUAAGAGAGAAUUGUCCUGAGAAUUGAAAUCCAGGCCAGAGGUUCUGCUACAAUCAAACUCACCUGAGCCUUUUCACCCAAAACCUUUUCACCGAGCUACAGCUGCGGCCUGUCUGUGUCUCUUCUCUCUGUAAUGCUUGACUCCAGAACAAAAAUCUCCCUUCAGGCUGUGUCCUUGGCUCGCACACUAGCCCAUUAACAGAUGCAGGACGUGGGCAGACAGAGGUUUGACUUGCCCGUGACCUGUUCCCAAGACAUUGGGCUGCAGCACUGGAAAUCUUCACUCUUACUGACCCUUUCUGGGGUUGGGGAUUUGCAUGCCAGAGGGCCGUGUGCUAACAGUUGCCGACUCUCCAUCUGACCUAGGAUUAAGCUGAGUUUCAGCUAUAAUUUUUCCUUAGAUUUUUUUUUUUUUUUUUAAGUAAUCCAUUUAUUCUCAAACUAGAAAAAUUCUCCAGGAAGAUGGUUUUGAGAAAACGGCAAAAUCUAUCAUUCACCUUCACCCCAAAAUUUUUCAAACCAAAAGGGGCUGAACCUCCCCAGGUAGGCAGAGUCCUGCCUGUGGUAGUUAGAAAUUAAACAUUAUUCACGCUCCUCAUUAACUUCUCCCCCAGCUGCCUUCUUCUUGCUCUUACCUUGGGAGAGUGAAGGAGAGUCUGAGAAAAAGGAUCUUGGAGCAGUUUUUGAUUUAGACGAGAUGAAAGGUUCCUGGGUUAGUGCUGUAUUUGUAUUUUCAUGUUUUUUUAUAUUUCUUGGAGUAAAUGUUUAAAUAAACA